AUGCAUUACAUCUUACAUUAUGCAGUUUCCAAUUCCUCACGUCCAACUGUUCUUUCCCCAGACUUCCUUUUCUCUCAUCUUUCGUGUGCCACCAUCAUUUAUUACUGCCAAAUAAUGCCUUUUUGCCACGCUCUCACACUUUUUCUCACUAAUAUUAAUAACUGUUUAUGUCUUUUAAAACUCAUCGAGGAAGCGAGUUUUUUCUUCGCCGCUAAGGAAUUCAAAAGAGUCUCCAAGCCUUUUUGUGUAACGAAUUAUUCUCCACCCUUCAACCUCCCUCCCUAUCUCUCUCUCUCACUCUCUCUCUCUCUCUCUCUCUCUCUCUCUCUCUCUCUCUCUCUCUCUCACAGGCGGGAUGUGCUACAUAUUGCGAAUUUUUAUAAUGUCUUAACUGACAGCAUGCUUCCUUCCUUCCUUCCUUCCUUCCUUCCUUCCUUCCUUCCUUCCUUCCUUCCUUCCUUCCUUCCUUCCUCUUCUUUCUUUCAUUCAUUUAUUCAUUUCUUUCAUUCAUUUUAA
Messenger RNA from Acanthosepion pharaonis, 516 nucleotides. The record is from the annotation of a GenBank genome assembly. NCBI's taxonomy places the organism in Eukaryota, Metazoa, Mollusca, Cephalopoda, Sepiida, Sepiidae.